UUCAUGUAGACGCCGGAAGAGAAGGCCGCAGCCAACGGCGAGGGUCCAAGAUGGCGGAGGUGGAGGAAGUAACCGAAGGCUGCCGUCUCCCUGUGCUGCGCCGUAACCAAGACAAUGAGGACGAGUGGCCACUGGCUGAAAUCCUUAGUGUCAAGGACAUCAGCGGCCGGAAACUUUUCUACGUACAUUAUAUUGACUUUAACAAACGGCUGGAUGAAUGGGUGACUCAUGAUCGAUUGGACCUGAAGAAGAUCCAGUUCCCAAAAAAAGAAGCCAAGACCCCCACCAAAAAUGGACUGCCAGGGUCCCGACCCAGCUCUCCAGAACGUGAUGUGAGGAAGACCUUGGAUCUGUCUCUGCAACCAGCCGCAACUCCAUCCAGCGGUAAAACCCUGCCCAUCCCGGUGCAGAUAACCCUCCGUUUUAACCUACCUAAAGAGAGGGAGGCCGUCCCCGGCUCGCCCGACCAACCCCUCUCCUCCAGCUCCUGCGUCCAGCCAAACCAUCGUUCAACGAAGCGGAAGGUGGAGGUGGUUUCUCCAGCAACUCCCAUCCCUGUUCCAACAGAGACUACACAGGCUUCCGUGUUCCCUCAGAAUGGUUCUGCCCGGCGAGCAGUGGCUGCCCAGCCAGGCAGGAAGAGGAAGUCCAACUGCCUCGGCACAGAUGAGGACUCGCAGGACAGCUCAGAUGGCAUCCCCUCAGCCCCACGCAUGACAGGCAGCUUGGUAUCUGAUCGCAGCCAUGAUGACAUCAUCACACGCAUGAAAAACAUUGAGUGCAUUGAACUCGGCCGACACCGCUUGAAGCCCUGGUACUUCUCGCCGUACCCACAAGAACUCACCACACUUCCUGUCCUCUACCUCUGCGAGUUCUGCCUUAAGUAUGUCAAGAGUCUGAAAUGUCUCCAGAGGCACCUGACAAAAUGUGAUCUGAGGCAUCCACCUGGGAAUGAAAUCUACCGCAAAGGGACCAUCUCCUUCUUUGAAAUUGAUGGGCGGAAGAACAAGAGCUAUUCUCAGAAUCUCUGCCUGCUUGCAAAAUGCUUCCUGGACCACAAGACCCUCUACUAUGACACGGACCCCUUUCUCUUCUACGUCAUGACAGAGUACGACAGCAAAGGCUUCCACAUUGUUGGCUACUUCUCCAAGGAGAAGGAAUCCACAGAGGACUACAAUGUGGCUUGUAUCCUGACUCUUCCCCCCUACCAGAGACGAGGCUAUGGCAAAUUGCUGAUUGAAUUUAGUUACGAGUUAUCUAAAGUGGAAGGAAAGACGGGCACACCAGAAAAGCCCCUCUCGGACUUGGGGCUCUUGUCUUACCGCAGCUACUGGUCCCAGACCAUUCUUGAAAUUCUCAUGAAUCUCAAGUCAGAGAACGGGGAACGUCCACAGAUCACUAUUAACGAAAUCAGUGAAAUCACAAGCAUCAAGAAGGAGGAUGUCAUCUCUACAUUGCAAUACCUCAACCUCAUCAACUACUACAAGGGCCAGUAUAUCCUAACACUAUCAGAAGACAUAGUGGAUGGACAUGAGCGUGCCAUGCUGAAGCGGAUCCUGCGAAUCGACUCAAAGUGUCUGCACUUCACCCCCAAAGACUGGAGCAAGAGGGGAAAGUGGUGAGAGCGGAGUGUGACCACUCAGAAAGAAGAGUGGCUGUUGGAAGAUCCUUCCUCACUAGGACAAGGGCAGAAUACUCACCUUCAAAGACAUUUUAUGCCAGCUUCGAACCAGUCAGUGCUGACCAGACCCACCUCCUCCAGCCUGCCUGCUUGUAUAUAGGACUCUGCGUCUCAACUUGUACAGAAACUGUGAAAGCACAGAAUGUCCCCCCCUCCCCACUCCACUCUUCCAAUAUUUACUUGGUAGAGAUUUUCUUACAAAACUCUGGUGGUUCAAGUUUGGAUCCUGUUUCAUAAGCGACAAGAUUUGAGCGUGGCUACUUUCCCAUAAUGCUCUGAUGCUGGGGGCACUGUAGUGGAGAAGCUGCUGCUUCCACCACUUUUCCAGAUGGGAUUGUGCUGCAGCUCCCGGCUAAAACUGGUCUGCUUUGGCAGAGGGCCCUAAGGUGAACUUCAAGGGCUAUUCUUGGCCCAUGACCCUUGAGGGCAGAAAGAGCCUGUUGACACCUUGUUGUGGCAGCAUUUUGUGAGUAAGUUGGGUAAAGAGCCUCCACCUUCCACUACUGCAAAUGAGGAGCAUCUACAGCAAUGGAGCAUCCUCUUGGCCGAGGAAAAGGUUCCUCUAUCAUGUCAGCCCAUUGCCUCUGUGAAUCAGAGGCGGAGAGCUAAGAGCGGGACCCCAUCCACAUCCUCUAAUCAGAAUAAAUUAAUGAAGUGUUUUAAAGACUAUGUACAGUUCCUCCUUACAUGAUUAUAGUUA
Messenger RNA from Eublepharis macularius, 2381 nucleotides. It is a transcript of the gene KAT5, whose product is annotated as lysine acetyltransferase 5. Gene Ontology annotation, biological process: regulation of DNA-templated transcription. Bases 51 to 1622 code for a protein of 523 amino acids. The transcript has 14 exons. NCBI's taxonomy places the organism in Eukaryota, Metazoa, Chordata, Lepidosauria, Squamata, Eublepharidae. Gene Ontology annotation, molecular function: histone acetyltransferase activity. The record is from RefSeq and is a predicted model, not a curated record.